AUGGCCCAGAACGUCAAUAAAGUCGCUAAUAAUAAUGUGAAUCAGGGUAAUGUGGGGAAUGCUGCAGCUGAGGCAGAUUUACCUCUGAGGGACAAUGUACUCCCUACUAUUACAGGGGUACAUUCUAGUGUUCGCCCGCCUACUGUGGAGGCGAACAAUUUUGAGAUCAAGCCCUCAAUAAUUCAAAUGGUUCAGAAUUGUGUUCAGUUUGGGGGGCUACCUAACGAGGAUCCAAACCUCCAUAUUACCAACUUUUCGGAGUUAUGUGAUACUUUCAAAAUGAACAGAGCUAAAAGUUGGUUGAUUUCACUGCAAGACAAUUCCAUUCUCACUUGGGAAGAUCUUGCUCAAAAAUUUCUCGCUAAGUACUUUCCUCCAGCUAAAUUGGCACGGAUUAGAGGUGAAAUAAAUCAUUUCUGUCAAUUUGAGGGGGAAUCUUUAUAUGACCCUUGGGAGAGGUUUAAAGAGCUGCUGCAAAAAUGUCCACGUCAUGGUAUAGUGAAAUGGAUGUUGGUGCAUACUUUCUAUAAUGGACUGAGGGGAAACACAAGAACUAUCAUAGAUGCAGCAGUAGGUGGAGCAUUUAUGAGCAAAAGCACUAACGAAGCUUACGAGCUUUUACAAGAAAUGGCCAUGAAUAAUUAUAAUUGGCCAUCUGAGCGAGAAAAUAAGAAGGUGGCAGGAGUUCUAGAAGUUGAUCAUAUUGCUAUGCACACUGCUCAAAUUGCUUCUCUUACGAAACAAAUACAACAACAAAACAACAGUUCAGAUCAAGCGAUGCAACUACAACCCGCUCCUAUUAGUUGUGACACAUGUGGAGGCUCUCUUCAUUUUCAGCAAUGUCCAGCGACGAGUUCUUAUUUAGUUGAUGAUAUCCCACUUGAACAGGUUCAAGCCAUAGGAAAUUUCCCAAGGCAACCUAAUAAUAACACAUACCCUAACAAUUAUACUCCAGCAUACAAGUACCAUCCUAAUUUGUCAUGGAGUAAUAAUCAAGGGCACCAACCACAGUACCAUCCAAAUCCACCUCAAUAUCCUCCAUAUAGACCAUCUUAUGGGCUAAACCCAAGGCCUUUUUCUAAUACUCAAAGGCCACAAAUGCCGCAACAUCAACAACCACCGCUUCACAUGACUAAACCAGAGGUAUCCGCUGAUUCAUUGAGCCAAUUUAUGAUAGAAACCAGAUCCUCCAUUCGAAACUUAGAAACUCAAGUUGGCCAACUUGCAAAGUUAAUGAAGAAUCAUAAUCAAUGUGCUUUAACUAGUUCAACAGAGAUAAAUCCUAAAGAGCAGUGUAAUGCAAUAUGCUUGAGGAGCGAGACUAAGUAUGAGGGACCUACAGUAGAACACAAGGGUAACAAGAUUGAAGAUCAACCUUAA
Molecule: messenger RNA, 1380 nt
Organism: Humulus lupulus (European hop)
Lineage: Eukaryota; Viridiplantae; Streptophyta; Magnoliopsida; Rosales; Cannabaceae
Exons: 2
Coding region: 1-1380 (459 amino acids)
Source: RefSeq, a predicted model, not a curated record